Messenger RNA from Astyanax mexicanus (Mexican tetra), 1333 nucleotides. RefSeq names its product chemokine (C-C motif) ligand 27b (gene ccl27b). The coding region runs from base 98 to 373 and encodes 91 amino acids. Gene Ontology annotation, cellular component: extracellular region. Lineage: Eukaryota; Metazoa; Chordata; Actinopteri; Characiformes; Acestrorhamphidae. Gene Ontology annotation, biological process: immune response. The record is from RefSeq and is a predicted model, not a curated record. Gene Ontology annotation, molecular function: chemokine activity. The transcript has 3 exons.
AAAGCAGUGUGAAAAACCAGAGGAGCAGAUCAACCUUCAGCAGAGUUUAGCUGUGUGUUUCAGCUGUACUGAAUCAGAACCUGCUCUCAGAUCAGAGAUGGACCUCAGAGUUCUGCUGCUGCUCCUGACCUUCACCUUCACCUUCACCUGCAUCCAAGGUGCGGUUCCAAAGUGCUGUGUCCAGACGUCCCGCAUCCCGCUUUCCAUCCUGCAGGAAGUGGAGAAGGUUGAGGUGCAGAGUCGUCAUGGGGCCUGCGAGAUCGACGCCCUGGUGCUGCACCAUAAUGGGAAGAAGUACUGCGCCAAACCCAGAGCAAAGAAGGUUCUGGAGACCCUGCGCCACAUCAAGCUGGGGACUCAGCACAUGGCUUAAGUGAGGAGAUACGUGGGUUAUACACUGAGGAGAUAUUCCUGUACUAUUCCUGUCAUUUCGUUCUUCCUCUAAUCAGAAUUGCAUUCAUUUCUUUUUUAUUCACAAUUAAUCGCUAACUGUGCAUUAUAUUUCGAUUGGGUGCUGAAUGAUUUAUUCACGAUUUGAAACCACAAAACACUAAAUAUGACCAAUUAUCUUUCCAACUAAAUAUCCAACUCAAUUUCAUUACCGGAGGCUCCGAGUGGUCCAGCACAUUAAGGCGCUGUCACUGUGAUCUGAGGAUCGCCGGUUCGAUUCCCAGAUCACGCUGCUUCUCCAUCAGCAGCCGGAGUCCGAGCGAGACUGGCACGAUUGGCCGUGCUGUUUCUCUCCUCAUCACUCCUCAUCAUUGUGGUGUUGUGAUGUCUGUAUCAGAGGAGGCAUGCUCUUGUCCUGAUCCUUGUAGUUUUGGGGACAUUGUGGGAUAAAAUGAGUAAUUAUUAAUUAAUAACAGCUAAUAACUAAGAGGUGACAUAUAGACAAGGUGACAUUUGUUUCUCCUAAUUUUACUUUGACUUUUAUCUUUUCUGACGUGUGUCUCUGAAACUGAUUCACAUUAAAAAUGUCAACAUUUCUGUCUCAUCAGAAAUUCUGCUUGUUUGUUUAUUUUAGUAGUAAAUAAUGUGUUUUAUUCUACUUUUAACCUUAAUAAAUUUGACCUCAGCUAUUUAAACCUCAAGAAAAUUAAAAUAAUAAUUAGGCAUGUUAUAAAAUAUAUCUAUCAGGUAUUUUACUUGUAUUUACUUUUAUAUACAUGAUAUUUUAAUAUAUAUGUAAUAUUAUUAUUUAAUGUUUAUGUUGCAUUAGGGUUAAAGCAUCGCGGGUCCACUAUUCUAUUUGUUCUCUUGAGAGCGCCCUCUAGUGUCUGAAAAUGCUAUGACUGGUUUCUUUAUGAGAAUACACAACUGCAACAAAAUACAA